GCCCCUUCAAAAGAGGGGAUAGCCAGAAUCCGAGAAGCCAGUCAGAAUCAAAUUCUUAUUGUCGACAUUCAUUUCCAUGAAAAAAAGCUUAGCUGGCACAAUAUAAAACUGAGGGACUAUUUAUGCGCCUUUAUUCCGCUUUCUUGUUGAUGAUAGCACGCAGCUACUAUAACAAAAAUCUUGGAUCCAAAGAUUUUUGGAAAAGUCAGCGAGUUUCGUCGCAAAGACUGGUCGAUACAUUGCAGACAGAGCCUCCACGUCGACAUUUUCCGUCACUUCAACGUUUUUUACGUCUUGAAGGAUUGCAUUCGAGGGUAAGAUAGACAAUGAAAAAGGCGGGAAAAGCUUUCAAUUACCUUGGAAAGGGCUGUUCAGCUGGAAAAAUGGCCGUAGGGCAUGAGAAGGAAUCAACCUUGAAAAAGCAGGACCAGGUUUCUGAAAAAGAAGUCCAAGAAAUUCUUGAUCACCUAAACAACUUUUCUGAGGCCAAAAACAACUUUCUGCGCAUUAUGCCUGUGUGGAAGAAAUCUAGAGAGGAAACGAUAUCUCAGCUCUACCAAAUUGCCAAUGAAUGUGAUGAUCUACAUAAAGGCUGCAACAUUGCCAAUGUGACUGGAUCUAGUGUCGGUGCAGCUGGAGGACUCAUGGCUUUAGGGGGAAUUUUAUUGUCCCCAUUCACAUUUGGGGCAUCUCUUGGCCUCACAGUUGCUGGAGCUGCUACAGGAGUUGCAGGAGCUGCAACGAAUAUUACCACAUCAAUUGUAGAAUCAUCCAAAAUGAAGGAUAAAUGCCAGGCAGCACAAGAUUAUUUGGACAAGGACAAGAGUAAAACAGAAGAGCUUGGUGCGAUUGUAGAAAUUCUGAUAGGCUAUGUUGAGAAAUUGGAGUUGUUGCAAGCCAAACUUGAAAAGAUUGUAAAAUUGGAGGGCAUUUCAGUUGGUCUUGAUGGCACAAUUCUUGUUGCCAACACGGCAUCAUCAGCCUGUGGCAUUGCAAAAAGUGUCCAAGCCCUGCAGCUAAUAAAGUCUUUCACUGCUGCGGAGAUAUCAGUUCUGAAAGAAUGCCCUAAGAUGUUGAAAGGCCUGAAGGCAUUUAAAGAUACAUCAUUGGUCGCUGGUAAGGUGGCAACGUUCUUCGCUGUUGUCGGUUUGGGGAUUUCUAUUUACGAAAUAGUGACAACCUCCCAGGAUAUUCACGAAGGAUCGAAAUCGGAGGCAGCAACAAGGUUGCGGGAAAAUGCCGAAAACUUGAAAACACAAAUGAAUUCAUUGUGUGAAGUAGAGAAAAGCCUGCGAGGUGACUAAAACUACGAGAAAAAAAGAGUUUAUAUGGCAGAAGUUAUAUGCCAGUUUAACAGAUCAGUUAUUAUAGCUCAUUAAAUCAUAGUUCAGAACUUUCUACAAGAAAUGUUUGUUUGAAUAACAUUAAUUUUAUUUUGUACUUAUCAAUUUGUAUAACUGCAAAGUUCCACUUUCUAA
Rhopilema esculentum is the source of this 1478-nucleotide messenger RNA. The record is from RefSeq and is a predicted model, not a curated record. Lineage: Eukaryota; Metazoa; Cnidaria; Scyphozoa; Rhizostomeae; Rhizostomatidae.